AUGGAUUUAAUUGGACCAACAAAAGAAACUUUAUUAAGUGAAAUAAUUACGAGAAAUCAGGAAGCAAUAUAUGAUUCAACUAAAAAACGGCCACUUGGAUGUUCAUCCAUACAAGAUUUACCACCUCAUUUGGAUAAAUAUAAAACAACAUUUGGAAUGAUAUAUGAAAAAGGGGAAAGAGCCGGAGAUUUAAUAAACCCACGAAGAAAACGUAUUGAUAUUACAAAUGAAGAAUUAGAGAAUCAUCAACAUUAUCUCAUUUCGCAUAAACAUUUAUCCCCUGGUGAGCAGGCGCAUAGAAAUUAUAAAAAUUUUAAUGAUAAACAAGUAUUUGGUAUGCAUACAAAUUGUGACCCACGUGGAAUACACGUAGGUCGAGCUAUGAAUUGGACGUUUAGUGAUUCUAACAAUCAGAACAUAGCCAUUAUGAACAAAACACAAAGUGAUCACAAAAUGAAGCAUGGUGAUAUUUUGGGUAAAGUUAGAGAUCCAAUACGUGAUACAAUGAAAAUUCCUGAUGAUCAUAUAUUUGGGUUAAUUAAUAAAACUAAUGAUAUUACAGUUGGCCAGCUACUACAUGGUUUAUUACCAAGAAAUAUAUCUGGAUUAUAUACUGACGACAGUAGCAUUGAUAAACAAAGUGAAUUCAACAAGAAAAAAUACACAGAGUACAGUGAUAGGUUCAAAUUAAUAAUGUCGGUUAUUCAUCAUGCUCUUAGAAAAGCACAUUACACACAUGGACCAGAAAUUAUCGCCACUCUUUGUCAACUAGCUAAUAAGUCGAAUCUUAUUCCAAUGAUUGAUGCACGUCAAAUUUUUAAUCAUUUUCAAGUACCAUUAGAUGAAGAGUUAACAGAACAUUUAUUUGAUUUAAUCACAGUACCAGCGUCAAAUGCAAUGAUUGAACAUGUUAAAGAAUGUAUAAAGCACAAUAAAGCGAACAAUAUAAAUAAUGAGAAACAUUAUCAUAUUGAGAAUGAUAUGAUUAAUUGGGCAAUUGAUUGGUGUAAAUUAAGUGAAUUAUUGAAUUGGAAUAAUGAUAAAUCUAUGCGAAAUUGCUGUUCUGGUUUUACUACUAUUACUAGUAAUAAUAAUAGUAGUAUUGUUAAACCAGAAUGUUAUGAGGAUACUGAAAAUGUCCGCAGUCGUCUUCAACGUGCUAUUCAAGCAAAUAUUCAUCAUUGGACAACAACAAAUUCCAUAUACACUGGUAAUCUUAAUGGAUUAAUUAAUACAGAUAAUUGGGAAAUCCUUGGUGAAAAAAGCCUUCAACAUGAUAAAUUAGUACCUAAGUUUCGUAGAACUACUGAUCACGCACAUUACGGUGAUGAAGCUGGUGUUGGAUCAAUUAUAAGUCCUAGUAUAUUCACAGACUAUGGAUUAACUAACAGAGAUCUACUAACUCUACGUAAUAAACAAGAUGUUAGUUUGUUUUCUUCAACAGUUUGA
Molecule: messenger RNA, 1449 nt
Organism: Schistosoma guineensis
Lineage: Eukaryota; Metazoa; Platyhelminthes; Trematoda; Strigeidida; Schistosomatidae
Source: the annotation of a GenBank genome assembly